Molecule: messenger RNA, 288 nt
Organism: Fonsecaea multimorphosa CBS 102226
Lineage: Eukaryota; Fungi; Ascomycota; Eurotiomycetes; Chaetothyriales; Herpotrichiellaceae
Exons: 2
Coding region: 1-288 (95 amino acids)
Source: RefSeq, a predicted model, not a curated record
AUGACACCUGGGAUCCGACAGCGCGCGAGUUUCUACUCAAUCCAUACCUUCCGCCAUAUUAUCGCCGGUCUCCUUACGGCGAUUAUCCACAUCGACGACAAUCCCGGCUUGAUCCUUGACGAAGCUACGAGAAUGGUGGAAGAACUCGAGGCUACGGCGAUUAUGGAGAACGUGGAGGACGCGCAGAUCAAAGAAUUGAGGAGGCUGUUGGAUUUCUUGGAAGGGAACUUCUUCAGUGAUGGCUGGGAUGACGACGAGAGCGAAGGGGAUGAGGAGGCGGAGACAUAG